Polyodon spathula (Mississippi paddlefish) is the source of this 2472-nucleotide messenger RNA. RefSeq names its product F-box only protein 9-like. Gene Ontology annotation, cellular component: SCF ubiquitin ligase complex. Gene Ontology annotation, molecular function: protein binding. Gene Ontology annotation, biological process: SCF-dependent proteasomal ubiquitin-dependent protein catabolic process. The record is from RefSeq and is a predicted model, not a curated record. Lineage: Eukaryota; Metazoa; Chordata; Actinopteri; Acipenseriformes; Polyodontidae. The transcript is spliced from 13 exons. Bases 145 to 1425 code for a protein of 426 amino acids.
UCUGCAGCAGCAAGUGUCCGACAUGGCUGCUGUUAGAAGAGCUCGUAAUUUUGCACGGUGUGUCGUUUGUUUUUCUGACCGUGAACUGAACUAAACAGAGUUGUUUGCAGCUGGAAGAAGAGUAAGGCAUACUGAAAAGACAAAAUGGCAGAAUGUAAUUUUAACACUGCAGAUAUUUCGGAAGAGGAAGAGGAAGAUAGCAAAAUGUCCGAUGAUUCUGACCUAAAGGUGGAGCUCAGCGUCUUCCGGGCUCAAUGGAUGUCUGAACUGACGCCUUCCACAGGCAACAAACAAGGUUUGCCUUCAAGAUCUGCAGAUCUCAAAAGAAAGCAGGAGUUGGUCCGGGAGGAAAAGGCCAGCAAACUGUUCCUAAAGGCAGUGGAGCAGGAACAGAAUGGAGCGGUUUAUGAAGCCAUCAAGUACUAUCGGAGAGCCAUGCAGCUUGUACCUGAUAUUGAAUUUAAAAUUAACUACACACGAUCCCCAGAUUCUGAUGGAGUUGACAUGAACUAUUUGGAAGAAACAGACACUGAUAAUGAGAUAGAUGAUCUGCUGUCCUAUUUUCAGCAGCAGCUUACUUUGCAGGAAGCAUGCCUGAAAACUUGCCAGCCAGAUAUUGAAAUGACACAAACUCACAUUUCAGCCCUGCCAAUGGAGGUGCUGAUGUACAUUUUCCGCUGGGUUGUCUCCAGUGAUCUGGACUUGAGGGCUCUUGAACAGUUGUCUUUGGUCUGCCGGGGGUUUUACAUUUGUGCCAGGGAUCCAGAAAUAUGGCGUUUAGCCUGUUUAAGGGUGUGGGGUAGGAGUUGCACCAAAAUGGUUCCUUUUAACUCCUGGAGAGAGAUGUUUUUGGAACGGCCACGUGUCCGGUUUGAUGGUGUAUAUAUCAGCAAAACCAAUUACAUUCGCCAAGGAGAACAAUCCCUGGAUGGAUUCUACAGGGCCUGGCACCAGGUGGAGUAUUACAGGUACUUUAGAUUCUUCCCAGAUGGGCAAGUAAUGAUGCUUACCACCCCUGAAGAUCCUGUCAUCACAGUAACUCGUUUGCGUAACAGGAAUGCCAGAAUGGAAUCUCUUCUGUUCGGUCAUUAUCGUCUAUCCCAGGACACAGACAAUCAAACCAAAGUGUUUGCUGUUGUUUCCAAGAAAAAAGAGGAGAAGACCCCAGAGUAUCAUAAGAACAGAUACUAUAAUCGCUGUAGCCCAGUCCAGGAAGCGGAGCACAGUUUUCACAUGGGCCUGCAGCUCAGUUCUGGAGGGAGUCAACAAUUCAAUAAACUCAACUGGAUCCAUCAUUCUUGCCAGAUAACAUACAGGUCAACUGAUGAAACUGUAGUUACUGCAUUUGAUAUCGACAAGACAUACACACCUUUGUUCUUUGCGCGAGUGAAAAGCUACACUGCAUUAUCAGAAAAGCCUCUCUAAACAGAAAAGUGGGAUCAUAAGUUUACUGAAGAUUCACUCAGCCAAAAAAAAGUAGUAACAGCACUAUAAUUUUACUGUCAAUUGUUUUAUGCGGGAUUAGAAUUAAGAAUGUAGUAUGUUAAUUUUACAUGUUUCUACUUGAUUUUAAACUUUUGGGUAGAUGUAAGGAUACGCUCAGCGAUUUACGGGUGCAAAACCUCCAUAAUGCAUUGUAUGUAAAGAAUUGUGUUCAUCUGGCAUUCUGGCCACUAUCAAAUUUACACUUUUAAUCUGCAAUUAUUUGCACUGCGCCUAUACUUGCAUCUACCCCUUUAUGUUUUAAAAAAAAAUAUUAUUUUUGAAUUUCAGUAGCAUGCAGAUAUAUGGUGAAUUGGUAUACUUAAGGCAGGACAUUAGGAUUUUUGUGGUUACAUUGUUUAGCAUUUGCAGUAUCUGCUGAAUGCAAAAGGGGGAAAAACAUUCAGAGCAACUUAACAUGCCUAGAGAAAUUGCUAUUAUUGGCACCUUUUUACAUUAUAAAUUAUUGAUGUACAACAUAAGUACAAGCUCUUUAUGCUCUGCUAAAUAUGAAAUAAACAAAUAAUUUAAAAUGUAUUUUGUAUAUUAUUGAGUAAAAUUCCCAGAAAUAACUGGUGUUAUAUACAAUAGCCAGUUGGUUUUAUUUGCAGAAUAGUGACUGCCAAAACUAAUAUGGUACCACUGUCGGCAGUCACAAUUGCAGAGGGUUUGGUGAGUAGUCACUUAUCCUGACCUAAAGCAUGUUGAAACAGGCAAAUUGUCUUUGUUUCCUGCCCAUACCACAAGAUGGCAUCAUAGACCAGCUUUUUUUAAAAACAUUUUUUGUUUUCCAAAAUUGUUUAAUUAGUUCUUGUUUAAAUUAAUUUUACAUCUUUUAGUAUCCAGAAUUAAUAUUUGAUUUGAAGUGUUUACAAGCUAUUAGAAUUAUGACUAUAAGAGAGCGAUCAAUUUAUAUGCAUUGUUGUGGAUACAUGUUUGAGUACUUGCCCCUCUUUCAUAAUCAAAUGUAUUAAUAAAAUAAUAAUUUUA